AUGACGACAGCUUCAACAGACUAUCAAGAUCUUAAGAUCAAGCUAAACCGACCAACGUUUUCAACUCGUGGACCACUAUUCUUCUGGGAGAAGUCUCCAGAGCGUGUUAACUUUAGGCUUCUAUCCAUCUGUCCAUGGAAUCCCGACAAUUCUAGUCUUAAAACUGUUACCAAAGAGCAUUGUUGCGGAGUUGGUUCGAAGGACAAAAUGAGUAAUGGAAAUAAUAAGAACGCUAAGAGUAUUGGGGAAAUACUCAAUAAGGAGCCUGAUUUCGUGAAAAAUAGUCCGUUAGAUCGGUUUUUCGAGGAUUUCAAGUGCAAAUUUGUGAAUCGAAUUACUUACAAUGGUGACGUGCCUGUUUAUGAAGAAGUUGGAUGUACAAAUUACUUAGAAUUUGGAAAACUAUGUUUAAAAUAUCUGGAGACACUGGCGUCCGUUGCAAGUUCAGGAGCUGCCGAUAGACUUAACCACAAGGAUGCGAGUCAAUUGAUUCCAAUCUCGCUGAAUGAUAUGAAGUAUUUCGAUCUUUUGCUGAAUUUAAUUGUUGUGCACUGCUUCACGGCUAAUUUGCCCGCAAAUGUUGGUAUUCCCAUAGAUCAGCGAAGAUUUGAUGCACUCGGGAAGACUGAUCACAAAUUUGACAUCCCUGCGGGCCACACAGCAGAUUUGGAAAUGCUUGCACUUUCGUGUGACACUGUGUAUGGAAUUUUGGUGAGUUCGUCAAUACAAGAAAAUAUCGUCUCCAAGUUAAUGCUCAAGGGUACUGGCUUUACUGAUGUGGUUACUGCGGCCAUCGCCCUUCAGUGUUUGGGAAGCCAAUCUGAAAGAUAUACCGAAAUGAUAGAUAUUUUGGAAAACCUUGUCGAGACAUACCAGCUUUUUUCGCUUUACACUUUACUUCUGAAUACAUCUUCAGAACCAAGAUUUAGACAGGUUCUUUUGAGUCGCUUGACGGUGCUGUCAAUGGUAAGGAAAGACGGCAUUUCUAGCCUAGUUGAUUUUGUGGUUGGCAUAAGAGAAGAAGAAGAGAUCGACAUGGCAAAAUAUGACAGAGUCGCUCACAUACUCGUCUCGAAGCCCAAAAGUAUUAAAAAUGUUGCCUAUUUUUCUGCAAUAUUUGCUCAAAUUUAUGAUUGCCUCGUAGACUUCAACAAGCCAGUUCUCACGAGUUGUAUUAAUAAUGCUAUUACGAUAUUCUAUUUGAAGAAUAAGCGUAUACCACUGGAUUUUUUAUUCAAGCGGAUUUUCAGAGUACUGUACAACACUAGGAACAAGGCCUUUUCCUCCAAGGAGCUCAAUGAUACGAUCAAUGUUUUAAUUUCGUUAUCCAAAAACACAUCUUUUGAUUUGCUGUCCGAAAUUAUAUCACCUACUCAUGGCUCAUUCUUCCAAGCCUUAUGGGGGUAUGCUUUGUUUCUACGGAAACAUCAACGACUGCAGCCUGGACCGCAAUCCAAUGGCACGGAAGCUAAACCAUAUUAUAUGGUUAUAUUAAGCCUUAUAAAAUCGUACGCUCUUGUCUCAGAAGAAAAUCGUGCACUCAAUUGCAUCAUGGAUCAUUUGGUGGCAUUUGAGCACGACGAGUGGGGCUACGCCAUUGAUUUCGAAACACAGUUGCCCUAUAUGUAUUCCAAGAACAAGGAAGUCACAAAUCUGAAACCGCUUACCAAGGAUGAUAGAAUAAUGAAAUUACAAGAAAUGUUUUCUGACAUUGAUUUAGGCAUUGAAAUGUUCAUGCAACUAACAAGGCUGUUUAACGACCACCGGCUUACAAAAAAGGUCUUCUUAUGCACCACAGAACGAUGGGUCAGAGGAAAUCAGCUUGCGAGACAGAGUCACACCGAUGAAGAUGACAUUCAGAGCAAUCUGACAGCACUGAUAGACCUCAAGAUUCUUGAGAAAAUGAACGAAGUUUUCAAGGCAGACAUUUUGAAAGACCCAAAAGAUCUUCUCGCUCUCAUCGAUGAGCUCCUAGACCUUAAACCUGAAGAAGUCAGCACUUUCUCAUCUCCUGGGGAAGAUUCUGAUGAUGAAGAAAAUUCUGAUGACGAGGAUGGUUACGUCGCCUCCGAUGACGAGAGCAGCAGGGUGUUUCAUAGAAACGUUCCUAGUGCCUCUGUAACUCUUUUCGAACUUCUAGGCGCUGUUUUGCAUUCCACACCUAAAAUGGAAUUGUUGCGUUGUCAAGGACAGUUGAAAUCUAUCAGCCAGAAGCUUUCGCAGAUGGAAGAUAGAUCACACACGCAGCACUUGAUGGACCAAAUUAAUUCUUUAUUGCAGGAUAGCACCGGUAACAGCAUCCCUUUCGAGGACUUAGACAGGUUCGAUGCAGACACCGAACUUUUGCAAAAGGCUAACAGCUACCUCAAUGACUCGAUUGCUCCCGUGAGGGCGCAAGGUCUCUAUCUGCUGCGCAGUCUGAUUUACAAAAAAUCGGGCCUUCUUGACGCUAAAAGCGUGCUGGAUCUCCAUAUGCGCCAAUUGCAAGACCCUGAUCCGUUCAUUUACCUAAAUGCGAUCAAGGGCUUGACGUUACUGUGCGAAAUGUGUCCCGAAAUUUCUGAAUCGUAUCUGACAACCUUUUACCGUAACUGUUCAGGAGAGGCAUCUUUGGAGGACAUUUUGAAAGUUGGCGAGGUGCUGACGCACCGCGUCACUACUUUAGGCGAAUUGUUUGGCGGACAAUUUGGCCACCAGUUGGUUUCGGCAUGUCUAGAAAAAGUGCGACAGCACGGACAAACAGAUGACAGACUGCGGAUGUCAGCGAUGUCGCUGCUGGGCGCGUGCGUGAGAAAUAACGUCCUGGCUGUUCGGCGUCAUAUUAACGACAUGCUGGGCUGUUGCUUCGGCAUCUUGCGCCUCGAGAAGGCCAAUCAAACCAAAACACAGGCUUCUGAGAUCAUGCGGCGUUCUGCCGUGCAUCUCAUUCACGACCUAGUUGUGAGCUCUGACCUUUCAAUCCUAGCCCGACCCUACGACGUAACUACUUUACUGACAUUGCUGAAAAAUGUCGCACAGCAGGACAACGACUAUUUAGUGUGCGAAGAUGCAGCUUCAGUAAUUAAGUUGCUAGAAGCGGAGCGCGUUGCCGAAGUUUCUAGAACAUUUACGGUGUCUUCGAAAGACAUGAGCAUUGUUAACCAGCUACGACUGUGA
Molecule: messenger RNA, 3156 nt
Organism: Lachancea mirantina
Lineage: Eukaryota; Fungi; Ascomycota; Saccharomycetes; Saccharomycetales; Saccharomycetaceae
Source: the annotation of a GenBank genome assembly